Molecule: messenger RNA, 120 nt
Organism: Paramecium primaurelia
Lineage: Eukaryota; Ciliophora; Oligohymenophorea; Peniculida; Parameciidae
Source: the annotation of a GenBank genome assembly
AUGACAGUAGGAAUUUUAGAAUUUGAAAAAGAAAACCUAAGAAUACUAAAGAGCAGGCUCAGAAAUAAAUUAUUUUAGAGCUUUGAUAUAGGUAGAGAUAGAAAAUUUGAUCCCUGUUGA